CCCUCUGCCUUCCUUCCCCACGGCCGGCCGCCUCCUCGCCCGCCCGCCCGUAGCCCCGGAGCCGAGGCCGCCGCGGCCGUGGCGGCGGAACCCUCAGCCAUGGCCUCGGGCGACACCCUCUACAUCGCCACGGACGGCUCGGAGAUGCCGGCCGAGAUCGUGGAGCUGCACGAGAUCGAGGUGGAGACCAUCCCAGUGGAGACCAUCGAGACCACGGUGGUGGGCGAGGAGGAGGAGGACGACGACGACGACGAGGACGGCGGCGGCGGCGACCACGGCGGCGGGGGCGGCCACGGGCACGCGGGCCACCACCACCACCACCACCACCACCACCCGCCCAUGAUCGCGCUGCAGCCGCUCGUCACCGACGACCCGACCCAGGUGCACCACCACCAGGAGGUGAUCCUGGUGCAGACGCGCGAGGAGGUGGUGGGCGGCGACGACUCGGACGGGCUGCGCGCCGAGGACGGCUUCGAGGACCAGAUCCUCAUCCCGGUGCCCGCGCCGGCCGGCGGCGACGACGACUACAUCGAGCAGACGCUGGUCACCGUGGCGGCGGCCGGCAAGAGCGGCGGCGGCGGCUCGUCGUCGUCGGGCGGCGGCCGCGUCAAGAAGGGCGGCGGCAAGAAGAGCGGCAAGAAGGGCUACCUCGGCGGCGGGGCCGGGGCGGCGGGCGGCGCGGACGCGGGCAACAAGAAGUGGGAGCAGAAGCAGGUGCAGAUCAAGACCCUGGAGGGCGAGUUCUCGGUCACCAUGUGGUCCUCAGAUGAAAAAAAAGAUAUUGACCAUGAGACAGUGGUUGAAGAGCAGAUCAUUGGAGAGAACUCCCCUCCUGAUUAUUCAGAGUAUAUGACAGGGAAGAAGCUUCCUCCUGGAGGGAUACCUGGCAUUGACCUCUCAGACCCCAAACAACUGGCAGAAUUUGCUAGAAUGAAGCCAAGAAAAAUUAAAGAAGAUGAUGCUCCAAGAACAAUAGCUUGCCCUCAUAAAGGCUGCACAAAGAUGUUCAGGGAUAACUCUGCCAUGCGAAAGCACCUGCACACCCACGGCCCCCGAGUCCACGUCUGUGCAGAGUGUGGCAAAGCUUUUGUUGAGAGCUCAAAACUAAAACGACACCAACUGGUUCAUACUGGAGAGAAGCCCUUUCAGUGCACGUUCGAAGGCUGCGGGAAACGCUUUUCACUGGACUUCAAUUUGCGCACACACGUGCGAAUCCAUACCGGGGACAGGCCCUAUGUGUGCCCCUUCGACGGCUGUAAUAAGAAGUUUGCUCAGUCAACUAACCUGAAAUCUCACAUCUUAACACAUGCUAAGGCCAAAAACAACCAGUGAGAGGAAGAUGGAGAAGACCCUUCUCGACCCCGGGGAGCAUCUUCCAGGAGUGUGAUUGGGAAUAAAUAGGCCUCUCCUUUGUAUAUUGUUUCUAGGAAAGAAUUUUAAAAAUGAAUCCUACACACCUAAGGGACAUGUUUUGAUAAAGUAGUAAAAAUUUAAAAAAAAAACUUUAAUAAGAUGACAUUGCUAAGAUGCUCUAUCUUGCUCUGUAAUCUCGUUUCAAAAACACGGUGUUUUUGUAAAGUGUGGUCCCAGCAGGAGGACAAUUCAUGAACUUCGCAUCAAAAGACAAUUCUUUAUACAACAGUGCUAAAAAUGGGACUUCUUUUCACAUUCUUAUAAAUAUGGAGCUCACCUGUUGCUUACAAUUUUUUUAAUUUUGUAUUUUCCAAGUGUGCAUAUUGUACACUUUUUGGGGAUAUGCUUAGUAAUGCUAUGUGUGAUUUUUCUGGAGGUUGAUAACUUUGCUUGCAGUAGAUUUUCUUUAAAAGAAUGGGCAGUUACAUGCAUACUUCAAAAGUAUUUUCCUGUAAAAAAAAAAAGUUAUAUAGGUUUUGUUUGCUAUCUUAAUUUUGGUUGUAUUCUUUGAUGUUAACACAUUUUGUAUAAUUGUAUCGUAUAGCUGUAUUGAAUCAUGUAGUAUCAAAUAUUAGAUGUGAUUUAAUAGUGUUAAUCAAUUUAAACCCAUUUUAGUCACUUUUUUUUUUUCCGAAAAAUACUGCCAGAUGCUGAUGUUCAGUGUAAUUUCUUUGCCUGUUCAGUUACAGAAAGUGGUGCUCAGUUGUAGAAUGUAUUGUACCUUUUACCACCUGAUGUGUACACCCCAUGUGACAGAAAAGGGCAACAAUAAAACAGCAGUCCUACAGAAAGAAUACGGCAGAAAAAGAUCUGUAAGCACAGUCUGAUUUCCUUUUGUUGUCCAGAAUAAUUACAAUUCUCGAGCCUCCCAGAAAUUGGAAGCUAAAUAAAGCAACUCAAGUUUCCUUUAUUUUGCACUCAACUACAGCGACUUGUGAUUGCAAGAUGUUUCAGGACUUCCUACGCGUGCUGAAUUCUGGGAGAGAGUAGGUGACAGGCAUCCCGAGUUAAGGAACUACCUCAGAGUACCCCAAACCGGGCCCGUUGGUGAUAGGAUUUUGAUGUUAGCUCCCCCCUCCCCCUCCCCCAGCAGAAGUGUGACUGGAGCAGUUGUGCCCCGGCCUGUGUGUGUGCUCUCAAGGUAAGCUGUCACCUGGACGGGGCGCGAGCAGAGGGGAGACCCGAGGGCACCUGCCGGCGCGGGCUGCCUUCACGGCGGCCCCAGCGGGUCCUUGGCUGGCCUGACGGGAAGCGCUUAGGGUUCUCCUUGGCUGUUGGUCGGAGAGCCUUGCUGGCCCACGUGGCAGCCGCGUGCCCGUGGCUUCGUUUUCCUGCUUCUCCCUGGAUACUGAGCGCAGACCGGCAGGGUGAUUCGAUGAUGAAGAAUACUGUGUACUCAGUGAGUACUUUACCUCUCACAUUGUGACCUCCUAAGUGUUCGACUACAAUUUUUGCAUUUUACUUAGAGUCCAAUAUCACACUCGUGAGACUAUUUUAUAAACUGCCACGAUACAGCAAAAAUGCCAUUUAUUCAGAGCGCAGUCAGCCGUGUGUGUGCUGCGUGCUUGGCCCUGCGGGGCUGGUGACGAGCCAGCUACCGUCUGAGGUUUGUGUCCCACGUGUCCAGGACACCGUCGGGUCAAAAGCGCAGCCCUGUCCCUCUCAGCUUCUCCAUUGGUCCCGUACAGGAGGAUUGGCGACCUAAUAACAGGGACCCUGUGGCUCUCCGGAAUUUUGAAGUGCCUUCUGAGUCCUAAAUGACAAAUUUAACUUGAGACACUUACUUGUUCAGAAUCUGGUAUCCAUUGGGUAGUUUGACGGAACUGAGUUAAUCCGAAGACCCCAGCUGUUCUCGGGAUAAGCCCGGCUUUGCUGUAUCUGGCAGGCAGGAGAGAGGUAAGCCGGUGGCGGGGCCCAUCGAAGCUGCGCGCCCCAGCGCCAUCGCGUGCCUCUCUGAGUAGACCUGGGGCGGAGGCCCUACCUCCCCGCCCCACCGGGUGAGCAGUCUCUGGGUGCUGGCCGCCUUAGGAGGCCGGGGCUGCGCCACCCUCGCCCAGCACCGCCACACGGGAGCCCGGGCCUGGCGCCAUCCCCGGGACUUGUGCCGUGGGGGGGUGUCGCCAGCAGCCCCCGCGGAGCCACACCGUGAGCUAGAGAAGCCAGGCUCCCGGGUGGAGCGACCCCCCCCCUCCCCGUGCCUUGAUCCCUUGGGGGAUGCCUUGGUCAUCUCUUCUGCCCCCUCUGCCCCCUCUGUCUCUGAGGGGAACAGCUGUCGCUCCCCAGGCCCCUUUGUCCGUGUGUCUUUCACGGCCUGCAGAGUUCAUCUCUGACAGGAAUUGAAGUGGGAGCUUGAAGGCGGCGGAACGUCCCAGGUUCCCGGUUGGCGGGCGCUCUCCAUUCCCAGUAGUGUAGGAAGCUCCUCAGGGAGCGGCAGUGAAAGAGGAGCCGUUGUCCUCAUUGGCUGUAACCGAAACCCGUCGUGCUUGUGGUUAGAAUUUAUAGUUUUGCUCAAGAUGUAAUUUACUGCAGUUUGAAGUGGUGUUCUAACAGUCCCUUGUCUUGAGGAUUAACCUGAUUUAUAAGUGAUACUGACAGACAUAUUUUCUUACAUCCGAACUGAAAUAAAUGCAUGUUCCUAGCAUAUGUAAUAUAAAAGCUCCAGAGGAUAAGUUUACAUUUAACAAGAUGUUGUUUUCUAUUUUUGGAUUUCUUAUUAUUUUCCCCCCUUUUUUGGUAGUGGGGGUUUAGGGGGAAGCAUAAUAUUUGUAUAAAGAACUGUCACCCCAGAGUGACAUUUAUUUUCCAAGGUGACAUUGAACUCACGCUGUUGGUUUCAUAUGGUGUUUGUGUGCUAUGCCUAGAUUCAAGGCCUGAGGAUUUGAGGAAAAUCAAGAUUUUUUCCUCCGUUUGGUUUUCAUGUGCAGGUUCUUUUAAAUGUCACUUACUUCGCUGAAUUUGAGUCAAGCAAGGCCCUUUGACAGAGAGUAUCUCGAUGCCUGCCAGCGUUUCCAAGCGGAGUUCUAGAUGGUUUCUUCACAAAUAGAGGAGAGAGAGUCCCUUCCAUUCAGCAAGAACCCAGAGACUCUGCGGGCUGCCUGAGGGGUCGCCGCAGUGUGGUGGGCAGGAGGCCGGGGGGGGGGCGGUCACUGCUGCCCCCCCCCCGCCCAGCAAAACCUGGCUAUCCUCACGCACCUCGCAAUUUAUGUCCGUGGCAGCGGAACACCUGGCCCCCUCCCACAUUUUUGAGUUGGAAACCUGAUGAUUCUACCCCGCGCUGCAGGCAGAGAGAAUUGAUGGCUUCUUGUCUGACUCCUCUGUGGCCUGGGAUCAGCAGGGCUCAGGAAAGCCGUGUUGUGAAUCUUGGAUUCCUUAAGUUCCUUCUAUUUUCUGGACAUCUGACCACCAGCAAGAGCAAGGAUCCCAAGAGGUCAGUAUAGUGGGAGAGCAGAAGCUGUUCACAGGCGUCCCCUUCAUGCCCUGGCCCUGCCCUGAGGCUUCCUCCUCAGCUGUUCUGCUGGCCCUUGGAAGCCAGAGGCCUGCCUGUCCCGGGAUGGCCCCAGACCCCGGGCACUUGUCUGACUUUGUAGCCCAUGUCCCGGCUCCCAUUGGCAUUAGUGGAAGUCUAGCAGGUCGUGGCAGGUGCAUGCCACCGGAACUCCAAGUUCUGCUUCCUUGCAGCUCCGGUCAUGCACUCCAUAGCCUGCACUUGGACCUUUACAGAAGGUCCUCGGCGCCUUCAGAAUCCCUCUCGCCUGCGCAGACGCAGCUGAAUGUCUGGCUAGGUCUCCUGCACCCUAACUUACUGGCCUUGGCCAACUUGGUUACUGCUCACGUUGUGCUCAGGUUCCCUGGUUGCAUGAAGACGAUGUGAGUGCAGGCCCUUUAGAGCCGCGGCAUCGGGCUUCUAGAAGGAGGCCGGGCCCUCCACAAGUGGCGAAGUGGGGCUAUCCGUGGCUGGAAGGCUGCCUGCAUCCUCUCCAGGCCGGAGCGGUUAGCAGGGCUUUGGAGAGGAUGUCUAAGCUGGAACCGUGUGGAGACGUGGGAGGGGUGGGUGGCGUACUGUUGACACACUUUCUCCGGUCCCCUUAUCAGAACCGGAAGGGAAUGUUGAACGUGCACAUGGGCCUUAGUUUAGGUCAGCAGGCAAAUCGAGCUUACUGCAGUCCCCCGGCUCCCCAUGUUUCUGACCAGCGUUCUGGGAGUCUGCAGAGGGGGGGUGUGUGGUAGUACCACGUUCAUCUAAGUCACAGUGAUUGAUUUUCCACAAAGUGGCAAGUUUGAUCAAAUUGCUUUUCCUUCAAGACCCUCAGACGCCGGAAGAGACAGCAUCGGGGUGUUGCAGGGAGGGGGGCGGUUGCUGUGCUGCUGUAUUCUGUUUGCUGCUGUCUGGGGGCCGCACAACGUCUGCAUACGGAGUGGAGGGGAAAGGGCAUCAGUACCAAACAGAAUAACCUUUUCUCUACGACAUCCAUGCUUGUUACGAGGCUCUGUUAUCUACAGAUGGUGAUUGGUCAAGCCGUUUUCACAGAACAGUUCUCUGUUUUUUUUCACUUCCUGGUAACUUCUGUAGGCCCUGACUCAAGGACUUAUAGCAUUGUGUCUCAUGUACAUCUUUUCUUAAAUGUUCUUUGCCAUUUCUGAAAUUGUCGUCCUUGGUUUUUUCCUUAGCUCAUAGGUCAUAGAUGCAGAAAUAUUAUAGUAUUUAAGGCAUCCGCAUCAAGCAUCAGAUGGCUUUGCAUCCAGAAAAACAUUUAACGAUAACUCCGUUUGAAGCACCACGCAUGUGUAACAUGGCUCUAUAAAAUAUAAUAAACGCAUAAUGUUGUUAAGCUU
Leptonychotes weddellii (Weddell seal) is the source of this 6246-nucleotide messenger RNA. RefSeq names its product YY1 transcription factor (gene YY1). Gene Ontology annotation, molecular function: RNA polymerase II cis-regulatory region sequence-specific DNA binding; DNA-binding transcription factor activity, RNA polymerase II-specific. The record is from RefSeq and is a predicted model, not a curated record. Gene Ontology annotation, biological process: regulation of transcription by RNA polymerase II. NCBI's taxonomy places the organism in Eukaryota, Metazoa, Chordata, Mammalia, Carnivora, Phocidae. Gene Ontology annotation, cellular component: transcription regulator complex; PcG protein complex; chromatin.